AUGCUGAUUUUAAUUGUUUCACUGAUCGGUUGCAUAUUCGGCCAGAAAAUUCCAAAACAGUAUCAGAAAAUUUGCAACGACAGGACUUGCAAAACAUGCGACAAAUAUUUGGUGAAUUUGAUUAUCAAGAAAAAUAAUGGACUUGAAAUAUCUCAACCAAAUAAAGAUGACAAAAUACUAUCAUUUUGCACUGGAAUCCUCCAAGCGGAAAUCCCAACAGACAAUGGAAAAGUCAUGUGUUGUCACCAUAACGAUCAUGGAAUUCAAUUCGGCUUCGCGGAAGAUCUUUGCAAUAGCAAAGUUGAGCAAGAAGAGGAGUCCAAAAUCAUGUCCCUUAUUGGCGAAACUUGUCCUGGUGGAGAUUGCAAUGAUCUUCUACUGGAAAACAGCGAAACAAACGAUCGCAACACGAACAACAUAAGAUUCGCCGCCAACAAAUGCUUCGAAAAAGAAUCCGCUAAAAUGAUCAAAGUUUUAUACUUCCUCGGCAUUGGAAUGAUGGCUUUUGCUUGUGUCGCUUUAUUCAUGGCUUACUCCCGCCAUCGAGCGCCAGACUUCAGGGCUUACCAAUCUGAAAUCGUGAAGCAAAACGAAAAAAUGCUAUGUAAUCGAGAUCUUGAAAAAUCAGAAGGUUUCGGAGAUCCCAAACCUGCUAAAUCUUCAAGGCCUUCUGGACAGCGAGAUGAACCAAAACAAUGGGCCUGCAGACUGUCUAACUCCUCUGAAUCCUUAAGGUCGUUGCCUUAG
Molecule: messenger RNA, 747 nt
Organism: Oikopleura dioica
Lineage: Eukaryota; Metazoa; Chordata; Appendicularia; Copelata; Oikopleuridae
Source: the annotation of a GenBank genome assembly